AUGGCACCUGAAAUAGCGAGAGGUGACCCUUACAAUAAAGCCGUUGACUGGUGGUCGUUUGGUGUUUUAUUGCAUAUCCUUUUAACGAAUCGUUAUCCAUUUCCCAAUCGUGGUAUUAUGAGUCACGAAGAACUGAGUUUCAACGAUUACAGUACACCAAAUUGUGAGCCUGCACUCGGUGAUCUUCUCAAUCAGAAUAUCUUCAAGUACUUUUUGCUGUUAUAUGCAAAAUCACUGACACGUAAAUGCCACGUAUUAUUAUAUUUCAUUAUGAAUGUUGGCAAAAAUUUUGCGAUUCAAAAUCGUUCACAAUUUCAGUUGGAGCCAUUUGCGAAUAUCGAGAAAUUGCGACGAUGUCCAAGUUGUAAUUUGAUGUAUGACAGAAGUGGUUCAGAACUUAGUGGAACAGACGGAGAGGAGAACUGGGCUGCAUUCGAUGAACAUUACGAAGUACGCAUUGCUUUUUAUAUUCCUUCAUCAGGCAACAACCACUACAUCGAAAUUACGACGGAUCUUUGCUAUCGAAUUGAAUUUUGA
Anisakis simplex (herring worm) is the source of this 537-nucleotide messenger RNA. The record is from the annotation of a GenBank genome assembly. NCBI's taxonomy places the organism in Eukaryota, Metazoa, Nematoda, Chromadorea, Rhabditida, Anisakidae.